Lottia gigantea (owl limpet) is the source of this 720-nucleotide messenger RNA. RefSeq lists its product as hypothetical. The record is from RefSeq and is a predicted model, not a curated record. NCBI's taxonomy places the organism in Eukaryota, Metazoa, Mollusca, Gastropoda, Lottiidae. The transcript has 2 exons. Bases 1 to 720 code for a protein of 239 amino acids.
AUGACAGAAGGUGAAUAUCCAAAAGCAAUAGCGUUUCUACCAGAAGAAAAUAAAGAAUUUGUUAAGCUCUUUAAUGAACAGAAAUUCAGACCUAGAACUGCUAUUUUAAAAGUCUGGUUUGAAUAUCCCAAAAACAUGUUCUUCCAACCGAUACCAGCUAAAGAUAAAAUCACUUUCACGAAUAGAAUAGAUGGUUUUUAUAAACCAGAAAUAUACUAUACGGAUACCGAUAGUUUAUACAUUUCGUCUAGCAAUUGGAAUAAAUUAAAUGAAGCUGGGUUGGUGUCCGAAAAUGAAUAUUGCAAAGGAAAGAAUGAUUAUGGUGAUGGUGGAAUCAUAUUUGGUUUAUAUUUAGCGCCAAAAGUUAAAUACAAUAUCAUUCUAACUUCCGACGGUAUUCUAAAAGAAAAGAAAACGUUUAAGGGUUAUUCUAACUAUAAGAUUAAGGUAGAGGAUUAUAUUCAAUUAGCUAGUGGACAUGACGUAACGAAUGAGUUUGAUAAACCAUGGGGGAAGAGUUUUACUGAUGGAAUAGUUAUUCCUAAUGAAAAACAAACUAAAAAAUUUAGAAGUUAUCUGAAUCUCAUAAAGAGAAAAGCACCGGACGAUGAAGGAAUCAUGUAUCCUUACAGUGAUAAAGAGGAGAUGUGCUUGGAUGAAAACUACGAAUUUGAUGAUUUCGAUUACCUUACUAUUCAAGAAGAGAAUGAAGAGUGUUAA